UGUAAAUCCCGCAUGCGCACUGAGCUCCUCCCUUUCCGCUCGGGUCCUGGAAGAAAAUGGCCAAACGCACCAAGAAGGUCGGCAUUGUGGGUAAAUAUGGGACCCGUUACGGUGCUUCCCUAAGGAAGAUGGUCAAGAAAAUUGAAAUUAGCCAACAUGCUAAGUACACAUGCUCCUUCUGUGGCAAGACCAAGAUGAAGAGGAAGGCUGUUGGAAUCUGGCACUGUGGUUCCUGCAUGAAAAUCGUAGCCGGAGGAGCCUGGACCUAUAACACCACAUCUGCUGUCACAGUGAAGUCUGCCAUCAGAAGACUGAAGGAGCUGAAAGAUCAGUAGAUCAAUCCUUCUUGUGGAAUCUGAUCUUCGUCUGUUUCACUGGACUAUUCUUUAAUAAAGAAAUGUCUUGGAAAAUGGAA
Molecule: messenger RNA, 415 nt
Organism: Bufo gargarizans (Asiatic toad)
Lineage: Eukaryota; Metazoa; Chordata; Amphibia; Anura; Bufonidae
Gene: RPL37A
Product: ribosomal protein L37a
Exons: 4
Coding region: 57-335 (92 amino acids)
Biological process (GO): translation
Cellular component (GO): ribosome
Molecular function (GO): structural constituent of ribosome
Source: RefSeq, a predicted model, not a curated record